AUGAGUGAGCUGGUAGCAAUGCUGGAAAACUACAAUAUCGACAUAGCUGGCAUACAGGAAACUAGAAUGCUAGGUCAACAGAGAAUCAAAGAGCAGGGAUGGGACAUCAUCCUGUCAGGACGCACAGAUAACAUGCACACAGGAGGUGUAGGACUUGUUCUGUCACAAAGAGCCUCAAAAGCACUGAUCGAAUAUGAAUUUAUUGAUGAGCGACUACUCAAUGUUCGUUUCUUCUCACGUCAUGCAAAAUUAUCAAUAAUUGUAGCUUAUGCACCUACAGAAGAAGCCACAGAUGAAGAAAACAAACUUGAUGCGGUUCUGGCCAAAGUGCCUUCACAUGAUGUAUGUACAAUAAUUGGAGACCUCAAUGCGAAGGAAGGAACUGCAGCAGACCAGUGUCUUAGGGUUAUCGGACGGCAUGGUGCUGGAUCAAGUGCGAACAAUAAUGAAACGAGACUGCUAGAGUUGUGUACCACACACAACCUGGUCAUAGGAGGGACACUUUUUCCACACAGAAGGAUCAACACCACGACAUGGAAAUCACCCAAUGGGACCACACUCAAUCAGAUUGACCACAUCAUCAUCAGAGGAAAAUGGAGGCGUUCACUACAAGAUGUAAGAUCAUAUAAUGGUGCCGACAUCUACAGCGAUCACAAGCUUGUUAUCAGCAAGGUCAGGACUAGUCUUGCCAAGAUAAAGAGACCACCAGAAAUAAGAAUAUUUGCAGACCACCUCCUUCGAAUACCUAAAGUCAAGGAAGAGUUUAGUUUGAAACUGAGCAACCGUUUCAAAGCCCUAGCAGACCUUGGUGCUGAGGAGUCUGUAGAUAAAUCUUGGAAAAGUCAAAAGUAG
Messenger RNA from Patiria miniata (bat star), 852 nucleotides. Its product is annotated as craniofacial development protein 2-like. The record is from RefSeq and is a predicted model, not a curated record. Bases 1 to 852 code for a protein of 283 amino acids. The transcript has a single exon. NCBI's taxonomy places the organism in Eukaryota, Metazoa, Echinodermata, Asteroidea, Valvatida, Asterinidae. Gene Ontology annotation, molecular function: catalytic activity.